This is a messenger RNA of Emericellopsis cladophorae, 654 nucleotides long. RefSeq lists its product as uncharacterized. Gene Ontology annotation, cellular component: mitochondrion. The record is from RefSeq and is a predicted model, not a curated record. Lineage: Eukaryota; Fungi; Ascomycota; Sordariomycetes; Hypocreales; Bionectriaceae. The transcript is spliced from 2 exons. Gene Ontology annotation, biological process: regulation of lipid metabolic process. The coding region runs from base 1 to 654 and encodes 217 amino acids.
AUGGUGCCGUUGCCACUGUUCAAGCUCGCCUCGCUUUUCGUGCGACAUGUUUCCAAGUAUGGCGCCAACCGAAUUAAGGCGCAGGCCCAUGACCACCCCAAGUUCCGCGCCUUUGCCGCUCGCUAUGGGCAGUCCAUCCACCAGCUGAACAUGAAACUAUCGGUGGCCCUCCUCCGAGAUCCAGAGGCCGAGCGAAGAGCCAAAGAAAAAGCCGAGGCGCCGACGGUGAAGACGGAAGAGCAGCAGAAGAAGGACGAUGCGGCCAGGGAGAAGGAGGCAAUGAAGCCGCCACAUGGCUCGACAAGAAAGCCAAGAUUCUCCUUCCAAAACGUAUGGAAGCGGAAGUUCCGCUCACUCCCAGAAGCAAAGGCAGUGGAUCUAUUCGCAGAUGUCAUCGGAGAUACCUUUAUACUGGGGGUGGCAGGCGGCCUGAUCAUCUACGAAUAUUGGAAAGCAUUGAAGAAACCCGACAUCAACAAGGAGCGCAUCCAAGAGCUCAAUGAGAAGCUCGAAGAGUUGAAGCAGAGGGAGGACGAGCUCGAGGCGGCAGAAGGCAGGCAUCGCGAACGCUUCGAAUCGCUAGAGCAGUCGUUGAAGGCGCUGCGAGCGGCCCACGACGCCAAGGCCAAGGAACCCCCAAUACCGCCAUUAUAG